GGGCUGUCGGCGGCGCGCGCGGAGCGGGGCCGCGAGCCAUGGAGCAGACGCUGCCCCCGCCGCCCGGCCCCAGCAAGCCGCACCUGGAGAAGCUGACCCUGGGCGUCACCCGCAUCCUAGGUUCCAUCAAGAAAAUGACAAGACAGUCCCCAGAAUAUGAGAGAAAGCUUGUAAGUCAUGUGUAUGAAAAGAGACUACUUGGAAUCUAAGGAGCUACAGCUCAACAAUUAAAGAGUCUUCCCCAGGUGUGACAGAGGUGACCAUUAUAGAAAAGCUGCCUGCUGAGCGUCAUAUGAUUUCUUCAUGGGAACAAAAGAACAACUGUGUGAUGCCUGAUGAUGUGAAGAACUUUUACAUGAUGACCAAUGGCUUCCACAUGACAUGGAGUGUGAAACUAGAUGACCACAUUAUUCCAUUGGGAAACAUGGCAAUUAACAGCAUCUCAAAACUGGCUCAGCUCAAUCAGUCUUCCAUGUAUUCACUUCCUAAUGCACCAACUCUGGCAGACCUGGAGGAUGACUCUCAUGAAGACAGUGAUGACCAACCAGAGAAACCUCACUUUGACUCUCGCAGUGUGAUAUUUGAGCUGGAUUCCUGCAGUGGGAAUGGGAAGGUUUGCCUUGUCUACAAAAGUGGAAAACCAGGACUCCCGCAUGACACUGAGAUCUGGUUCCUGGACAGAGCAUUAUACUGGCAUUUUCUUACAGAUACUUUUACUGCCUAUUACCGUCUGCUCAUAACCCACCUGGGCCUGCCCCAGUGGCAGUAUGCGUUCACCAGCUAUGGCAUUAGCCCACAGGCCAAGCAAUGGUUCAGUAUGUACAAGCCUAUCACCUACAAUACAAACCUGCUCACUGAAGAGACCGACUCCUUUGUGAACAAGCUGGAUCCAAACAAGGUGUUUAAGAACCAAAACAAAACUCCAGACCCCAAAAAGAAAGGACCUGUACAACCUUUAGGUGGACAGAAAGGGCCUGGAUCCUCAGUUCCCUCUACUCCUAAACCUUCCUCGGGCUAUGGAAACCCUGUGCGCAAAUGAGCAUUCCUCUGCCCAGCUCUCAGCUAGCCCCACAGCAGUGAUUUCCAUGCACAAGUGGGCUAAGAAGUGGCCCAACCUCAGAUUCUCUAUGUGACUCAGCAUCUUCCUGAAUGACCGACAUCAUAGGCCUUUACACUACUGAUAGUGAGGAGUUGGAAGGGCAUGGUGUGUUCUCUCUAGGAGUCUUUAUCUCAUGGUAGGUCAUUGCAGUGGAGAAGUUCAGAUCUUAAGUGUCCAUGUGAGUAUAUGGAGAAUCGUCCUCUUCCUACACCCAGCCCUCAAUUCCUCAGCAAUAAUUAGAGAAAGCCCCCAGAGAAACCCACACUCUAACCCAUGAAACCUUAGUGGCUGCUUCAUGUAUGAAAAAUUCAUUUCCUCAGUUGCAGUGAGCACACAUCAAGCAUUGUCAUAGCUAGUGGAUUCUGGAUUGGUGGGCAGGGAUGGAGUUACUUCCAAACGUGUCAUACUUCAGAUGAGUUUAUUUGCUGUUAAAUCAUAUUGAUGCGUUAACUUCAUGUUUCCUGAAAACUCUUAAAGAUGCAGUUUUAUGUUCUUUACAUCCCAGACCACAAACAUUUCUUACUUGAGUCAUUCAUGUUUUUAAUGUAUUAUAAAGUUCACAUUCCUGAUCAGUUUCCUUUAAUUGUUUUGCUUCUUGUUUUUGUACUGUGAUAUUAAAACAUUUUCAAAAGUUA
Molecule: messenger RNA, 1734 nt
Organism: Jaculus jaculus (lesser Egyptian jerboa)
Lineage: Eukaryota; Metazoa; Chordata; Mammalia; Rodentia; Dipodidae
Gene: Tpgs2
Product: tubulin polyglutamylase complex subunit 2
Exons: 8
Coding region: 293-1039 (248 amino acids)
Biological process (GO): protein polyglutamylation
Source: RefSeq, a predicted model, not a curated record